AUGGCUUCAUCACUGCAAGUUUCAAUUCUGAUGUAUGCAACUUUCUAAAGGAACAGAAAAUGCAAAAAAAAAAAAAACUUCAAUCGGAGAUAAAGCUUUGAGCUGUGUUUAUUUAUACAAGUCCCUUAGCAGUAUUAUAUGCAUAUUUCCAGCCACACUUGGUUUUGGAUAGUUACUUAAUUGAUUAGGAAAUCAGACCCUUCCAUUGUUUUCUGGUUGCGAAAGCUGCCAUUCUUGCUUAGCCUUAGUCUUCACAAUGCAUACAUCUAACGGGAAAGCCAUAGCGCUGGGCGGGAACCCUGCUAAUAAUAACCCCCCUCCCCCCCUCUGCUGACCUGCUGCUGGAGACUCGAGUCCCCUCCUGUCCUCAGAUGGUGCUGCGUGGAGACCCGAGGCCGUGUUACUGUCUUGUUUCCUGCCCUUCAGAAACCGCCACCACACUAAGAAUAAUAUCUUACAGUACAUUGCCGGCGAGGCACGCCGGAGUCUUGGUUGUUAGUAGUUUCACUUCAGAUUAUUGUUAUUUUUUUUGAGAUGGGAUAGCCGUGUUGUUAAUGGACCGGACACAACCGGAGUGGAUUAUACACGCCACAGGGGUACCUGGAAUGGUUCGAGCAGGCAACAAUCGUCCACUGUUGGAUUGUGGACUGUAGUCGUAGUGCUGUUGCGCUCACUUCAUCCCUCCUGUAUCGGUGAGUGGAUUUCCUGUUUGGGCUAUUGUGUUUUGGAGCAGUGUUCACCAGUGUAUCAGCGAGGAAGGGGAGCGACCCCUUACCCUUAGUAACAGAAUGGUGUUAUCACAAGUGUUCGAUCGCAUCCUGUAAAUCUGUGGAGUAUUUUAUUUAACGUGGGUCUGCAGUGGCUGCAUUAAUGUUCAUGUCUGAUCAGAUCUGCCAGUAUUGCAACAGGUUGGUAAGUAAUUAAAUAUAAGAAGCUUACUUCAAUUGCAACUCUUUGCAAAGCUUUAUAGAAACUCCUAAGGACAGUGGCUGGCAAAGAAAAUUGAGGAAGAAAUAAUAUAUAUUAUAUCACAGUGGCUCACAAGGAGAAAGAGGAGGAAAACGUUUUUGUGAAGAUGGUGUUGAGUUACUGUUAUACUGCACAUGCUUGAACUGAGACAAAUUCAGAUCCAGUUCUAAUCAUUUGAAAAUCUGACUGAGAAUGAUUCCAGAAGGGAUGGAUCCAGAAGCCAUUUAGGAUGAAGAACAGAGUAUAGAGAGCUCAGAUGGAAUUCACCACUGAGAAGUACUUCAUCAGGAUAAUCCCUAUAUCCUCUACUGUAAGUAUGAUGUCAUGCAAAUAUCAGAAGGAUAAUGGACCUUAUAAGAACAUAUUUACCAUUACUCGGAGGUACUUUGCUGAUGCUGCAAAGUAAACUAAAAGUUUAUAAAAGAUUUUAUGGCAACUAACACUAAUGGAAUGGGUAACUACAGUGAUAACCAGUCACGCUACUGAAAAGUUUAUAAAAGAUUUGACAGCACCUAACACACCUGGAAUGGGAAACAACAGUGAUAACCAGAGUUGCUCUACUGAUGAUUCUUUCAAGUACUAUCUUUAUGGAGGUGUAUACACUGUGGUGUUUUUUCUUGGACUCAUCACAAAUUGUGCUUCCCUCUUUGUUUUUUGCUUCAGGAUGAAAAUGAGAAAUGAGACAACCAUCUUCAUGACAAAUCUUGCUGUUUCAGACUUGCUUUUUGUCUUCACAUUACCUUUUAAGAUAUUUUAUAACUUCAAAAGACAUUGGCCUUUUGGAGAUGGCCUUUGCAAGAUCUCAGGUACUGCAUUCUUGAUUAACAUUUAUGGAAGCAUGCUGUUUCUUACAUGCAUCAGUGUUGAUCGGUUUCUUGCAAUUGUGUAUCCCUUCCGCUCCCGAACAGUGAGGACGAGGAGAAAUUCAGCCAUUGUAUGUGCUGGUGUUUGGAUCCUUGUUCUGAGUGGCGGUAUCUCUGCAUCAUCUUUCUCUACCACAAAUGUGUCCGAGUCAAGCACCACUUGUUUUGAAGGCUUCUCUAAAAAUGUGUGGAAAAACUACUUGUCUAAAAUUACUAUAUUCAUUGAGGUGGUUGGAUUUUUAAUCCCUUUGCUUUUGAACCUUACUUGUUCCUCUCUGGUUCUGAGAACUCUCCGGAAGCCUGCUACUUUGUGUCAGAUAGGCACUAACAGAGAACGAGUACUAAAAAUGAUAGUUGUCCACGUUGCCAUUUUCAUUGUUUGCUUUGUACCGUAUAAUUCAACACUUUUCCUCUAUGCUCUUGUGCGGUCUCAAGCUAUAGCAAACUGUUAUGUGGAAAGGUUUGCUAAAACAAUGUAUCCAAUAACAUUGUGCAUUGCUACACUAAACUGUUGUUUUGAUCCCUUUGUUUACUACUUUACAUCAGAAUCCUUUCAAAAGUCCAUUAAUAUAAAGCCUCAUUUAAAAAUGGAUUCUGUUUUCAGAAGUGAGGCUCCAGUGGCCAUAAAGACUGAUACGCACACAUUGUCAGAAAAUCUUCAAGAACAAGGAAUCACUAACGGGGGUGAACUUAUGUCAGAAUCUCAGUUCUGAAGCCACAGAUGCCAUGUUUCAAACUGCAUGUACAGCUGCAUGACAACUGACUGCUAAAUUACAAGUCACCCAGUUAACUGUACCAUGGUUAUAUGAUAAACAUAAUGUCUGUCUUCAAGAGCUUUUCUCAACGACCUUUCUGUUUUGCAGAAAUACUUUUAACUGUGUACUACUGUCACACCUUUUCAACCCACAAAAUGGUGAACUGGUUCUGAAAUCUGACAUAUACAAAGAAUUAAAAAGUAGCCUUUCAGCAUUGCAUCUCAAGAGUUAAUUUCAUUGACUUAUUCAACAUGUUUUUCAUAUGUUUCUUACGUGUGUUAAUUUUAGCUGUUUUUACUGGUUUUAUUCAUACCAUUGUAGUUCACUGUAGCUUCAUGAAACUAAAUUGCUCUUAUUACAGGAUUUUGAUAAGAUUAAGAAACUACUGACAGUUGCAGUAUUUUCCUCUACAAAUUAUCACUUUUGUAAAGAAGACUACAAGCUUUGCAUGGAAAUAUCUGCUUUACAGUUUACAUAACUGUAACCACAGUUUCAUACUUCACCAUUGUUUUCCUAACGUGUCUGAUAAGAAUAAAAAUGAACUGGAACUACAAA
Messenger RNA from Protopterus annectens (West African lungfish), 3142 nucleotides. RefSeq names its product lysophosphatidic acid receptor 4 (gene LPAR4). Gene Ontology annotation, biological process: positive regulation of Rho protein signal transduction; phospholipase C-activating G protein-coupled receptor signaling pathway. NCBI's taxonomy places the organism in Eukaryota, Metazoa, Chordata, Ceratodontiformes, Protopteridae. The record is from RefSeq and is a predicted model, not a curated record. Gene Ontology annotation, cellular component: membrane. Gene Ontology annotation, molecular function: lysophosphatidic acid receptor activity. The transcript is spliced from 6 exons. The coding region runs from base 1415 to 2545 and encodes 376 amino acids.